Molecule: messenger RNA, 1783 nt
Organism: Tachysurus fulvidraco (yellow catfish)
Lineage: Eukaryota; Metazoa; Chordata; Actinopteri; Siluriformes; Bagridae
Product: trichohyalin-like
Exons: 2
Coding region: 161-1396 (411 amino acids)
Source: RefSeq, a predicted model, not a curated record
GCAUCUGAUUCCGUUGAGGUUCUGUUUCCGUGACGAUCACACAAACACACUGUGUUCAGACAAAGCUGAAGAUUAAAUCGCCUCCUAUAAGUUUGUACAUUUGCAAAAAUGACAGAGAAGCUAACAGGACAUUCAGGUUCUAGUGAAGCAAAGGAAUAAAAUGAAGAAACGCUUGCAGGCUGAUAAAGACAGGUUGGUGUUGGAGCUUGAGGAAGUGAAGGAGAAGAUGGUGAAGGAGAAAAAGAGAUUCGAGCUCUAUUGGAGAGAGAACCAGGUCAGAGAAGCUCAGACAAGAGAAAAGAUGGAGGCUCUGCUGAAGGAAAGGGAUGAAAUGAGCAGAAGGUAUCAAGCUGAUAAAGAUAGCUUGAUUCUCCAGCUCGAUGAAGAGAGAAGGAACACGGAGAAGGAGAUAGAGCGGUUUGAAAAAAGGCAGGAGUUAACUGAAGGCAGCUGGAGGAAACACUGUGAGGUAUUGGAGCAUAUAAUUCUCGAAGAGAAAACAGAGCUGAAGAAAAUGACAAAAGAGGUGGAGGACCUGAAAGAAACUGUGGAAGAACUUAAGCAGAAAGCAAGGUAUAUGGAUCCCGAGAUGAAGGAGGGGCUCAAGGGAGUCGAGAAGAGGCUGAAAAACUUCGGUCCACGCUGGUUACAGAAGCUCCAGAUGAGGAAUAACAUCAAGAGAAGACAAUACUUGGAGAAAGAGAUAAAGAGACUUGAGCUCCAGCUGAGAAACAGUAAAGCCAGAGAAGCUCGGUCGACAGAAGUGAUCAAUGUUCUGGUGAAGGAAAGGGUUAAAAUGAAGAGACAGUUGGAGCUUGGACUGAUAAUCUUUCAGACUUCUUUGUACACAAGGCCAGAGGGACAAGAGCUGAUGGAGAGCAAGCAGAAGGAAUUUAAUUCCACAAAAGUUAUCAAUGCUUUGGUGAAGGAAAGGGAGGAAAUGAAGAAAGAGCUUCAUAAGGAAAAAGAGAGGAUGGUGCUGGAGCUUGAUAAAGUAAGGAAGAAUAUGGAGAAGGAGAAAGGUCAAGAGACAUUUGAGCUCCUGAAGAGAGAGAGAGGCCAUGGAAGAGUUUCUGGUGGAAAAAUGAUUGAACUGAGGAGAAUGUUUCAGGCUGAAAUGGAGAGGGUGGAGAAGAAGAUUUCAGAGAUGGCUAACUUACAGGAGAUGACAGAAGAGCCGGAGGCCUCCGAACCGAACAAGGAAGCAGGUGAGAAGGAGGGACAUGAGACAGAUGAUAAGAAGCUGAAGCACGUUUCCAUACCAUGCUCAAAGAAGCACAGGAAGAAGAAGAAGCAGAAGAAGGCCACCAAAGUGAGCCAGCAGAUGGAGAAAGAGCAAGAGAGUGAGAGCGAGGCCAAAGAAGAUCAAAUGAGACGAGAGGCUCUGGUGGAUUGAAGAAGAGAUUUGACACUGGUGACAGUGGAGAUCUGAGAAAAUGAGGUAGACAAAGAAAAAAUUGAAUCUGUGAAACAGCAGUAGAUUUACUCUGAGGCUCGAGUUUAGAGUUCACUAGCAGUUCAUAUAACCGUAGUGGUUAGCAGCUCCAGGUCUUCGUCCAAAUAUCUUCUGAUUGUGAAGGUUGAAAUGCUAGCACUGCUUCUGUAAGGACACGUGAUCCUGCCACUGUUGGGCCCUUGAACAAGGCCCUUAACAAUCUCUGUACCAGGGUGCUCAUAGCUGCCCCUGCGCUCUGACCCCAACCUCCUCAGUUAGGAUAUGUGAAGAAAAGACUUCCAACUGUGCUGUAAUGUAGAUGUGGUGAUAAUAAAGGCUUUCAUGUCA